AUGGUCGGCGAUUACUGCUCUUUCUCUGGGAAUAAGACGGACAUGCACACCCAGAGAAACUCUAAAAACGGACUAAGUUGCAAAAUGGUGCUUCAAGCGGUCGGCAAAGUUCUCAGGAAGUCAAAGACCAAACCGAAUGGAAAGAAGCCUCCGGCGGAAGAGAAGAAGCAAUACCUGGAGCCGGAGUUCACCAAGAUCCGAGUGGUGGAUUUUGACUUGAAGGAGCUGGUGGUGCUGCCCAGAGAGAUCGACCUCCACGAAUGGCUGGCCAGCAAUACGACGACAUUCUUCAAUCUUAUCAACUUGCAGUACAGCACCAUCUCCGAGUUCUGCACUGGCGACAGCUGUCAAGCGAUGACGGCAUGCAACACAAUAUACUACUGGCAGGACGAGAAGGGCAAGAAGACCAAGUGCACUGCGCCCCAAUACGUCGACUUUGUUAUGAGUCUUUGUCAGAAACUGGUCACUGACGAGGAAGUUUUUCCCACCAAAUAUGGCAAAGAGUUCCCCAACUCCUUCGACACGCUGGUGAAGAAGAUCUGCCGGUACCUGUUCCACGUGCUGGCUCACCUCUACUGGGCGCACUUUAAGGAGACGGUGGCGCUGGAGCUGCAGGGCCACCUGAACACUCUCUACGCACAUUUCAUGGUUUUCGUAAGGGAAUUCAACCUGGUGGACCCCAAGGAGACGUGUAUCAUGGACGACCUGUCGGAAAUCCUCUGCGCCCCGCCGCAGCCCCCCUCGCCGUCGCCCGCCUCCUCACAAAACCACCUGACGGAGAGAUGA
This is a messenger RNA of Nerophis lumbriciformis (worm pipefish), 786 nucleotides long. NCBI's taxonomy places the organism in Eukaryota, Metazoa, Chordata, Actinopteri, Syngnathiformes, Syngnathidae. The record is from RefSeq and is a predicted model, not a curated record.